CAUUUCACUGACCUAACUGCAUAACAACAUAAACAAAAAUGGGAGACUUAGCAUGCUUUGGCGUUGUGAUGACUUGACUCGAUUCUUUACAUGACAAUCUUUCAGAUUGUAUUUUAACAUUUUAUACAAACAAACGCGCUCUGGUUUGAGAUUUAAAGCAUAUCUGAAGCGUUUAGCGGCGAAUGUGACAUCUGUGAUGAACAGCUCGGGUCAUGAUGGACAGCGAUCUGAGCCCACAGGACAGGAAAGACUUGGACAAAUUCAUCAAAUUUUUUGUCUUGAAGACAGUGCAGGUGAUCGUACAAGCUCGUCUGGGCGAGAAGAUCUGCACUCGCUCGUCCUCUUCCCCCACAGGCUCAGACUGGUUCACCCUGGCAAUUAAAGACAUCCCAGAGGUGACCCAUGAAGCUAAAAAAGCACUGGCUGGACAGCUGCCCACUGUUGGACGCUCCAUGUGUGUGGAGAUUUCCCUGAAAACGUCAGAGGGGGAUUCAAUGGAACUGGAAACAUGGUGCUUGGAGAUGAACGAGAAGUGUGAAAAGGACAUUAAAGUCUCCUACACGGUUUACACACGCCUGUCCCUGCUCCUGAAAUCUCUCCUGGCCAUCACCAGAGUUACUCCUGCUUACAAACUGUCACGCAAACAAGGCCAUGAUUAUGUCAUCCUGUACAGGAUAUAUUUUGGUGAUGUACAGUUAACAGGACUGGGUGAAGGUUUCCAGACAGUACGUGUAGGAGUUGUAGGUACUCCUAUAGGAACCCUCACACUCUCCUGUGCGUACCGCACCAAUCUGGCCCUCAUGUCCUCCAGGCAGUUUGAGAGGACGGGCCCAAUUAUGGGCAUCAUCAUUGACCAUUUUGUGGAGCGUCCACUCGGGAACACGGCCCUCAUGCACCCCUGCAACUACAGAGCUCCAGGUGAGGAAGAGGGUGGGGUUUAUGCUGGAGUGGAGGACUCGCAGGAAGUGUGCACCACCUCCUUUUCCACUUCUCCUCCAUCUCAGUGUCUGUGUACAGUAAGUCAGGCACAUAGUAAAACUCCUAAACCUGCUCUGAUGGCCACUCUGAAGGUCCCUGUGAUGGGGCUGGGCUUCUCACAGCAACUUUGCACUUCUCGUCUGUCAUAUCAGACUCCCCCCCUGGGGCCUGUAGAUUUGUGCCAUCCUACUGCCUGCACUGCUGUUGCCCACCCACACCAGAUAGCUGUUCCAGGGAAGGAAGGUGGAGUCCCGCAGGUGAUGGUUCAGCCCAGUCAUGGCACUCAGGCAGAUCAUGGGCGUGUCCCGUCCUGCCCCUCAGCAGACACACCCCACCCUCCACCCUCCAGCUGCAGCAGCGGUGAUACAGACGUGUUGUCGCGAAGCAGUGAAGGGAAGAGCGUGUCCCCUUCAGACGCCCCUGAGACGACCUUCACCAGGAAAGUGGGAGCUUUCGUCAACAAACCCACCACACAGGUGACCACUGCCAGUCUGGAUCUGCCGUUUGCUGCGUUUGCUCCAAGAGGUUACGACCUGGAGGAGAACGACCCCAUGGUGCAGCCACCAGCAUCACCCACUUCCUCCUCUCCAUUACAAGACAGUCUUCACUCACAGAGCUCCAGCCAGAGUGGAGGUCAAGCACAAGAUGACUUUGUUAUGGUUGAUUUUAAACCAGCGUUCUCAAAGGACGACCUGUUGCCGAUGGACCUGGGCACUUUUUACAGAGAGUUUCAGAACCCUCCCCAACUCACAAGCCUUUCCAUCGAUGUCAGCGCUCAGUCUAUGGCUGAAGACUUGGACUCUCUGCCAGAGAAGCUGGCCAUCUACGAGAAGAACAUCGAUGAGUUUGACGCAUUUGUGGACACACUACAGUAAAUCACGACAAAAUCAGACUACUCUUAAAGUCUUUUCCCUUUUCUUUCUUUUUUUUUUUUUUUUUUUUUUUUGGCUGAUUAUUUUGGGGUUUCCUGUACGUCUGCCUUUUUUUUUUUUUUGCCUAUUUUUAAGCCAUAUGCUGUAAUAUUUAAAGCUCUUUUCUGUUGCAUCCACUUCCUGAUAUUCUUGAGCAUGAUUCAUGAUUCCAGCCUAGAGUAUGAGGUGUUAGGUAAAUAGUUAAUAGUACAAAAAAAGCCAGUAGUCUGUAAAACAGGUUCCUUUUGGUCGUCAAGUAUUGUUUUUUUGUUUUUUUUUAAUAAAUGCAUCCAUCACAAACUCCUUUAGCAUCAUGACAAACCAAAAUGUCUCAGUGGAGAACCCAUGCGAGAUCAGACCCUGAGUGAAUUCUAUGGAUCCAUUUGCGUUGGAUUCAUUAUAAAAGAAUUACUUUUAUUUGAAAGGUGGAGUUCGUGUGGAGGAACCUCGGCAAGUCCAAAUCAUUGUAAUGAAUGUAUAUAGUGCACACUUUAAUUUAAUUUAAUUUUAUAGAGCACUGCCAAGAGGUAAAAAGCCCACACGCAUCUGAUAUACUCUGCACAAAUCUCAGUGGAAUCCUAGUAAUGCUUCAUUUACUAACAUUUACACCAGUUUAAGAUGAAACCAAAAAAGAAAAAAAACCUACAUCCACUUCUACUCACGAACAGCAUCAGAGCUGAAACCUGUCCGAUGGAGUGGGAGCGUAUGCUGGAAGAGCAGCCUUGUGUGUGGAUCCAUUUACUAGAGAGACAUCUGUACCAGUACUGGGAAAAAGUAUUCACGCAACAUCGUACUCAUUUACCCUGAUAAAGAUGCUCGGAUGCAGCACACUGUGUGAUACUGUAAGAUGUAAGCCUAGUGUCUGAUGCUCUGCUAGUGAACAGAGAGCACAGAAUGAUCUGGAAGUUUUUCAUGAUGAACGAUGAAAACAAAGCAGUGUUUGCUCUGUGAAACUGACUAGCGGAAGAGCUACAGCAUCUUCCUGUACUAUAGCAGAAACCUGAUGUAGAAAGAAAGGCAGAUUCUUGUUAGAGUACAAAGAUGAUCAGGUUUAGUUUGCAGGGCUCAAAAGUCACCUUUUAACGAGUAAAGUUUGAUGACGUCCCUGAUUACUUAUUACUAAGUAGGAUACUUAUUUCAGUGCUGGUAUUGACGUCAACAAGCACCAAAAACAUGUACUUAGCCUAAAAAAAGUAUUGAUCUCUACAUUAAAGUUUUUAGCGAGUCACUCAUUCACCUCCGCUUCUUCAUGAAGCAAUCAGAGCACUAAAUAAUGCCAUGCAUCGACACUCUGCUCCUGAUCCCUUCCUGACCACAUGGAUGUUCUCCAGAUUUAUUCCUUGCUCAUAUUUUUAAUAUUUAAGAAUUUGCUUGAAGCAUGUAUGAAUUUGAUUCUUGAUUCAAGAAUCCUAAUUAUCCUUUAUGAUCAUAAGAUUUUAAGAACUUCUACUAAAGCCGACAGCGUAGUCUAGAGCAACACUGUUCACCUUCCUCUGUCUCUAGUGUUCCUGUGUUACAGUUGGUGUUUUAGGAAAAACACUGUUCCCUGGCAUGUACAUGUGUGCAAUAAACCGCUUUAUUUCAAAA
Messenger RNA from Hemibagrus wyckioides, 3476 nucleotides. It is a transcript of the gene atg13, whose product is annotated as ATG13 autophagy related 13 homolog (S. cerevisiae). The record is from RefSeq and is a predicted model, not a curated record. Bases 213 to 1853 code for a protein of 546 amino acids. NCBI's taxonomy places the organism in Eukaryota, Metazoa, Chordata, Actinopteri, Siluriformes, Bagridae. The transcript is spliced from 18 exons. Gene Ontology annotation, cellular component: cytosol; extrinsic component of membrane; Atg1/ULK1 kinase complex. Gene Ontology annotation, biological process: autophagosome assembly; mitophagy; protein localization to phagophore assembly site.